Messenger RNA from Lineus longissimus, 1644 nucleotides. RefSeq names its product tripartite motif-containing protein 2-like. Gene Ontology annotation, molecular function: translation repressor activity; protein binding; ubiquitin protein ligase activity. The record is from RefSeq and is a predicted model, not a curated record. NCBI's taxonomy places the organism in Eukaryota, Metazoa, Nemertea, Pilidiophora, Heteronemertea, Lineidae. The coding region runs from base 175 to 1404 and encodes 409 amino acids. Gene Ontology annotation, biological process: proteasome-mediated ubiquitin-dependent protein catabolic process; protein polyubiquitination; negative regulation of translation. The transcript has 4 exons.
GACAUGCAUAUAAACAAACGUGGGGUAGUGGAAAAUGGCCGAACAAUAUUUUAGUUAGAGGACUGUGUGGAAUAACGUAGAGGCCCUUAGGUGCUAUACACCGGGCUUUUCCCUUGGGUGAUUCAGUCACGGAACACGGUCUGAGUUUCUCCUCGGCACCCCUAAAGUGCAGCCAUGGUGGACUACCUUUCGCGGUACCGGAUGUAUGGUCUGGGGUACAACCACACGUUACCCCGCCACCCCAUUCCGUCGUACAGAGACAUCUACAGGGAGAAUGCACCUUUACUAUUCAGACCAAGAAACCCUUUAAGUCAUGACUGCCGCGAAGAGGUGAUGAAGGAGCACACCGACCCUGGUCUAUGGGAGGCUCACAUUCUGGCGAAGGGCCUCAACAAGACGUACGAGUCAUUAGCGGAUCUUCAUCACAAGGAUAGGGACCCUCCGGCCGAAAAAUCAGGACCAGACAAACUGCUCUACACCGUUGGCUCUAGAGGACGAGCUGCCGGGAACUUUAGCUACCCUCGGGGACUAGCCAUUAACUCUAACGGAGACAUCUACAUCGCUGAUACGCAGAAUCACCGUGUUCAGAUAUUUAACACAUGCGGUGUCCUCAAAAGCCACUUCGGCGGUAGAGGGCGUGGAAAAGGACAGUUGGUGGACCCGAGUGGAGUUGGCAUCAUGCCAAAUGAUGAUGUCGUCGUAGCGGAAAAGGGGAACAGGCGUUUACAAGUCGUGACGUCUUCGGGUAAACACAAAUAUUUCGUCGAACUAGAAUGUCAGCCGUUCUGCGUCGCCUGCGAUUCUUUUUAUAACAUCGCAGUGUCCACGUACUCCGGGGAAGUAGAACUAUAUCGUCGCGGAGGGAAGUUAGUAAAUCGGUUCCGAGUGACACCCCAAAAUGAGGACGACCCUGAUAGAAAAAUGGCGAUGAAUAUUGCCGUGAACAGUAAGGGAGAAAUCAUAGUCUCCGAUUCGAAUGAAAACUUGAUCAAGUUUUUCAACCACAAAGGUGACUUACUGUACAAGUUUAAACCCGUUUCGACCCAGGAGGGGCUUGGGGUUGGAAAUACUGGUAUUUGUGUCACCCCUCUCGAUCAAAUUGUCGUGGCAGACGGACUAAACCAUUUGGUCAAUGUUUACACCGAAAGAGGUGUACUAUUGCAGCAAAUGUAUUCACCAAUCGAUGACGUCGGUGCAAUCCAGACAUGCGCACUCGGGCCUGAGGGACACUUUGUGGUAACUGAGUUUACGGCAAAUGGACGCCAUUGUUUGAAAAUCUUCCGUUACAGGGAGUGCGACUGUCAUAAGAACAGACCCCCUUCAGCGAAACGUAUUUCACGAUCGAGUACCCCAGCAAGAGGAAGUUCACGAGGGAGUACUCCUUCAAGUGUUGUGUCAAGAUAGAACAGGCUGUGAAAGUGAUGGAACCGACAUCGGGUCGCUAAAAUGGUUGGGACGAAAGCGUCAAAAUCAUGAUUGACUUUGAGGCGCCAAAAUGAUUGUAGUAAGGCGUAGCGUUCAAUUAAACCGGUAAAGUGUCAAACCGUUGUUUUUCCUUGCCAAAGAUAACAGAGUAUGCAUAUACUAUUUAUAUAUAUUGUUACAAUAGUGUUAUUUUUUAGCUGCUGUUUUGCAAUAAAUGAA